CGCAUGGCGGGCUUGGAGGUCCUGUUCGCGUCGGCGGCGCCGACGAUCACCUGCGCGCAGGACGCGCUGGUCUGCUUCCUGCACUGGGAGCUGGUGAUGCGCGGCUACCACUGCGUGGGUGCCGGCGAACAGCCGCAGCCCAAUGAUAAGAAAUCAGAACUGCUGCCUGUCGGAUGGAACAGCAAUAAAGACCUGUACGUCCUCCGGUAUGAGUCGAAGGAUGGGUCCAGAAAGCUCCUUGUGAAGGCUGUCCCUGUGGAGAAGAGCAUGAUCAUCAAUGCGCUGGAAUAUGGCUCACAGCAUGUGUCAGAUUUGACCCUCAACUUGGAUGAUUAUAUCGAUUCAGAAAACCUGCUUGACUUCCCCAGGACCUACAGGAACAGUGAGGAACUUCGGUGUCGUAUUGGGUCUGAAAUCAUCACACCUCUUCACGAGCCUUGGGACAAGACGAGUGUGAGCAGUCCCCAACGGGAGUUUCCGCCUGCCACUGCCAGAGAGGUGGACCCACUCCGAAUUCACCCACAGCACCCACACGUUAGCCGGCCUCCUUCCUGGUGUGAUCCCCUGGGCCCAUUUGCUGUCGGGGGAGAGGACCUAGACCCCUUUGGGUAUCGAAGAGGUGGCAUGAUUGUGGAUCCUCUGAGAUCUGGCUUCCCAAGAGUACAAGUUGACCCAUCCUCGGGCCUUCCAAACCGGCUUCCUCCAGGCGCUGUGCCUCCAGGAGCACGCUUUGACCCCUUUGGACCCAUUGGGACCAGUCCAGCUGGACCUAACCCAGACCAUCUCCCCCCGCCGGGCUACGAUGACAUGUACCUGUGAAAGCCUCAAGAAUGUAACAUCCCAGCCUUCCCUCCACUCUCCUGGAGCUACCACCUCUGGCCCCAUCAGCAACCGUGUUCUUACGGGCUGGGGGCAAGGGACUCUGCCCAAGUGUUUGCAGGCUGGCUGGGAUUGCCUCCCUACUCCCUGUCAGAGUCGCAGCACCUGCUGCAGCUCUCCACUGGGCUGCUUAUAGGUCCCAAAGAGAAGUCAGUCUCUUUCACCACCAGCUCCUCCCCACUUCCCAAGGGAAACUCCGGCAACAUAUACCCUCUACCCAGUGCAGCGCUAUAAGAACAAAAUGCAUUUUGGAUGUUAUUAUUAAGAACCAAAUGUCAAUACAGAAGUCAUGUUGCCGUCUUCCAUUUUUCUUUACUGCACAGUUCCUUCCAAUUAUGAGAUUUUUGAGCUUGAAUCUUUGUGGGGCUAAAUGACUUUUCCUUCCCUGGGCCCAUUCUUACUUCUCGGGCACCUUCCCUUCAUAAAUUGCUAUUGGCUCCUGACAUCACCAAGAUGGUCCCAGUAUGGCUGCGUGGAUGAAAUGAGUGACUGGAAACCUCAUAGGACACAAGGAUGGUUUCACACAGGCAGGCACAUUGCAGAAAGACUGCUUGCUUCUUGGAGGGCAGAACCCUCAGUUCCGCCUUACCUGACCCAGGCCUGAGUCUGUGGCUGGGCAGUGGCAGCCUACAAACAGAACAGACCUGCACACUGAUCUCUUUUUACCACUAACUUAUUGAGUGACCCUAAGUCCCUUCCCCUCCCAUGGCUUUGUGCCACCUGUGGAAUCUGAGGUGCCCUUCCCAUUCUGAUGUCUGCUUCUGUGUAUGCCAACCCCUGGAACUGGGGCAGAAGGAAAAGAAGGAAGGUCCAAGGCUUUAUGUGGUACUUACAGAGUCUAACUCUGUGCCUCUCGCCACCCCGUGGGGCCUAGCCGAGCACAGGAGCACGGGCUCCAUCUGAGCAUGGUGUGGAACUCCGGGAGGAGUGGGAGGCCAGCCUCAAAGCCAUUGGCUGGGGUGGAUGGAAGAACUAGUCAAGCACAAAACAACCCAGGAAGGCAUUCACCCCAGGGAUCCCCGCCUCUGGAAGCCUGUGCCCUCUGUCCAGGCCCACCUGACCUUUGGUGUUCUUCGGAUCCUUUUCAGCCCGAGGAGGCCUAACAGAAGUGAUCAGUGAUGAACCUUAUGCUGGAGUGGAGAGAGCACCAUAGAGCACCAGGCUCAGACGCAAGACAUCAAAGCACUAGUCACUUUGAUUCCACAACUAGCAUUUCAGCCAUGUUUCAUUUCUCAGCUUCUUGGGUUCCUUCCCCUAAAUUAGGACAUAUUGUUUCUCUGUGGGCAGGGGCUACCAGGGCCUUUCUGAGGUAUCUGCUAACAUGCUACGGCCUGGGACUGCCUGUCUGCCCUGCCAGAGACUGGUUAGGGGUAAAAUAAAUGGGCUCGUAGGCCCAAGGUCAACCUGAGAUGUGGAGGCUGGGCCAGGGUGGGAGGCUAGCAUGAGUGGGCGCUCGGGGCAUUUCCGGCAGACCCCAUCUCAAGCACUGAUCUAGUAAAAGACCGCCUUGGUCCUUUGGAACGUGUGUGCUCUGGAGAAGGACCGAGGGGGGGCAGAGCUGCAAAUGUAGUCAUCAGUCUAGUUUGCUUCCCCAGGGGCCAGCGAUGGUGGCAUGUUUUUGUUUUGCAAUUGGGUCAUACCUGCUACCAAAAGGACAUGGGCAAUUAACUCAUAAAAGCAUCCUUUACUAUAAAAGGAGGCAUUUAAGAGAACAUCUGAUAAGCAGGGAAGGAGAAUAGAUCACUUUUAGAACCCUGACUCAGAGAAAAGACAAGAUCGAAACAAUAAAUUUGCCACUUAGAUUUACUAGUAGCAGAGGUUGAAAGGAUAGUCCAAUACAUAAUUCUGUUUUCUGAAAACAGAAACUUUAGUGAUUCAUCUUCAGAAUCAGCCAUUUUGUGUGUGGGUCUCCUUGCAUCAAGGACAUUGAGUAACACAGAUGAUGUCUUAGUUCCAUGGGGCUUUUAGGAACUUCUAGGUCAAGCUGUAGUCAGGCCACGUCCUUCCUUCUCAGCCAUAAGUAAUUGCCAAGCAGCACAUGGGAACGGUUCGGGAUUUUUUGGGACCCUAAAGGUUGGAGCCUUAAUAAAUAUCAGCAUUUAAAAA
Pipistrellus kuhlii (Kuhl's pipistrelle) is the source of this 2985-nucleotide messenger RNA. It is a transcript of the gene PSMF1, whose product is annotated as proteasome inhibitor subunit 1. Bases 4 to 819 code for a protein of 271 amino acids. Gene Ontology annotation, biological process: proteasome-mediated ubiquitin-dependent protein catabolic process. Lineage: Eukaryota; Metazoa; Chordata; Mammalia; Chiroptera; Vespertilionidae. The transcript is spliced from 7 exons. Gene Ontology annotation, molecular function: proteasome binding; endopeptidase inhibitor activity. The record is from RefSeq and is a predicted model, not a curated record.